Lactuca virosa is the source of this 231-nucleotide messenger RNA. The record is from the annotation of a GenBank genome assembly. NCBI's taxonomy places the organism in Eukaryota, Viridiplantae, Streptophyta, Magnoliopsida, Asterales, Asteraceae.
AUGACAACAUUAAAAAGCUGUGAUUACUUCUUCUGGAAAGACGAUGAGCUGCCUGAGGGGUACUAUAAGAACCAUAUCAGAACAUUGAAGCAACAAGUAGAUUCAAAGGAGAACUAUGUUGGACUGAUCAGCCUUAGGAAGAAGGUUGUGGAGUUGGAGUUUCUGCUUUCAAAGGAAAAGUUAGUUGUUGACAAGCUUGAGAAGAAGGUAACAAAGGAAAGGAAGUUGUGA